GUAUGAUACAACAUAGUAUCAAUAUGAGUUUUCACUCAAAUGUUUUGGACCUGCUUUGCAUCUUCGGUAUGAGGGAAACAUAAGUGCACAACGACGCAGUUCUUGAUUCUUGAGUGCAGCCACAGCACACUGGACAUCACCAUCAACAUAAGUAAAAGUUACAACAUGUAGUUGGGUCGAAACUGACGCGGCUGGAGAUUUGAGUGAUAGAAGAGGAUGGUUGCCGUGACAAGCAAUUUGGCAGACGGGAGCGACCAGGUUGAGUUAGAAGAGGACUUCGUGACUGCGUCCACAGCAAAUAAAGAGUUUCCGCCAAAACUGUCAACACCUCUGAAAAGAGAAGAAGCAGAGAAGCAAGGAUUCACUUUAGGGCUGCAAUUAUUUAGAGCGCAUAGCUUUUCCAACAAAAGCGCAUGAUCUCUGGUGACGUGCCAGAGACGAUCGAUAUGACGUCUACAUGAGCGAUCUGCGUGAUUCGAAGUCUAACCAUAGAAAACUAUGUAGUGGCGCUUCAUCUAAUUCCCGUCGUGGAAAAACUCCUCCGCGUAGUCCCUCUCGGUCCUAAGAUCCAGUGCGUGCCGAAUUUCGUAUCGGAUGACGAAAUCAAGCAUCUUCUGCACGUUGCGGACGAUAUUCUGGGAUGGCAGAAAAGCAGUACCAGCAAAGCAAAACAUUAUAAUGAUGAUUUCAACGAGAACGACGAAUCCGAAAACCGGACAAGCAGCAGUUGUUGCCUGCCUAGGCAUCAUGAUUCGAUAGUGAGGCGAAUCAUGAGGCGAGUAGCUGCAGUUGCGGAAAGCGAUAUCCGCUAUGUCGAGGACCUGAAUAUGCUUCGGUACAGAACAGGAGAGUUUUUCCGAGAUCACCAUGACGGUGGCUUCCGUAGCAAAACCGUCUUCGUGUAUCUGAAUAAUGUCGGAGGAGGACGAGGAGGUGCUGGGCAGGAGGCUGAUUGCGAUGGAAAGCGAAAAAUAGAUGAACAACAAGGUGAAGAGGAGCGACAUGAUGAAGGAACAACUGGCGAAAAUGCAGACGACGAAGGUAAAACUAAAGACAAAGUAGACUCCGGCGGACACACAGUCUUUCCGGCUUUGGGUUUGCGCAUUUCACCGUUGAAGUUAUGGCUUGAAGAUUAUCUUUAACCACGCCUAUCUUCGAAUCCUCGUCCACCCCAUCUUCAACAUCCCCCAUGAUCAUCCCCAACUACUUCGUUCUUUCUACUACUACGACUAGUACUACUCAUCAUCUAAUCCUGGGCUGCGCUCUUGUUUGGUCGAAUGUGGACGCUCAGGGGAACGCAGAUUUGGAUAUGAUCCAUAGGGGAGAGGCCUUAAAUUUGCCUGGCUCAGUGAAAUACGGAAUAAAUUGCUUUGUGAAUGUAGAACCUAUGGAAUAACUGAGGAGAAUUCAGUUCUUAACUCAAGGCAGUUUGGAAAUAGCUCUAAGCUUUGC
Molecule: messenger RNA, 1452 nt
Organism: Amoebophrya sp. A25
Lineage: Eukaryota; Dinophyceae; Syndiniales; Amoebophryaceae
Source: the annotation of a GenBank genome assembly